Molecule: messenger RNA, 415 nt
Organism: Paramecium sonneborni
Lineage: Eukaryota; Ciliophora; Oligohymenophorea; Peniculida; Parameciidae
Source: the annotation of a GenBank genome assembly
AAAAUAUUGAGAUAAUCAAUUAAUAAUGAUAGCUGGAUAUUUGUAAAAUAAAUUAAUAGCAUAAUCGACCAUUUAGGAAGUGCAUGGAACUGAUAUGUUAGCGACUUUAGGUAUCAUAAAGAUUAAUAAUUAAAUAUAGAUAGAAGAACUUCAAAAUUUAAUAUGGGUGGAUAAUCUCAGUAAUAAUAGAAUCCAUUAGAUUUGGUUUAAAUUAGUAGUGCAUUACCUUAAAUUACAUUUUCGUAGUAAACUGAUUAAAGAUUGUAAAAUCUUUUAAAUAUAAACUACUAAUAAUUAAUAUCACAAUAAGCAAGUCCUCCAAACAUUGAUUUGAUUAAUUAAAUUAAGGUUUAUGAAAAUAAAUAUAAUAUUUUAGGAAUAAGCAAGAGUUGUUAGGAUUCAUUAUUAAACUUGA